Mangifera indica (mango) is the source of this 2691-nucleotide messenger RNA. RefSeq names its product exocyst complex component EXO84C-like. NCBI's taxonomy places the organism in Eukaryota, Viridiplantae, Streptophyta, Magnoliopsida, Sapindales, Anacardiaceae. Gene Ontology annotation, cellular component: exocyst. Gene Ontology annotation, biological process: Golgi to plasma membrane transport; intracellular protein localization; exocytosis. The transcript is spliced from 7 exons. The coding region runs from base 133 to 2457 and encodes 774 amino acids. The record is from RefSeq and is a predicted model, not a curated record.
GCCUCGGUGAAAAAAGAAGUACGAAAAUUCGCUCACAUGCUUCUUUCUCAACAUAUUCACCUGAGAAAACUAUUUCGAAACCUCCGUUGAAGCUACUGAAGAGAAGUCAAAGAGAAGUGAGAGAAGAAGGCAAUGGAGAGCAGUGAAGAAGAUGAUGACUUCCCAUCCAUUGAAGGCAUAACUCCUCAGUCCAAGAUCGAUUCUGUCUUCCAAUCUCACACUGAAAAGGGAAUUAGAAGACUAUGUUGUGAGUUGUUGGAUUUGAAAGAUGCGGUGGAAAACUUAUGUGGCAAUGUGCGAACAAAAUACCUGGCUUUCUUGAGAAUAUCUGAAGAAGUUGUGGAAAUGGAGCAUGAGCUAAGGGAGCUGCGAAAGCAUAUUUCUGGGCAAAGGAUCUUUGUUCAAGAUCUGAUGACUGGAGUUUGUCGUGAACUGGAAGAGUGGGUUGGAGGUAAUGGGAAUAUUGAUGAAUCUCAGCAAGACUCAGAAAUUUUUGAACUCCAAAAGCCUUUACCAAAUGAAGUUGAUGACCACAAGAUGAUUUUCUUGGAUAAACUUGAUGUUCUCUUGGCUGAACAUAAGGUUGAAGAAGCAAUAGAGGUUUUAGAUGCUGAAGAGAGAAACUAUCCAGAAUUGAAGGGUUCUGUUGAAGUUUCAUCAGCUGAAGCAUCCUCAUUUAAGACUGCUUUCUUUAAAAGAAAGGCUGUUCUUGAGGAUCAGCUGGUUAAUAUUACUGAACAGCCUUCAAUUGGUGUUGCCGAACUGAAGAAAGCCUUAUCGGGUUUAGUCAAACUUGGAAAGGGUCCUUUAGCUCACCAAUUAAUGUUGAAAUCUUAUGGGUCCCGUCUUCAAAGGAACUUAGAGGCUUAUCUUCCUUCAUGUUCUGUCUGUCCUAAAGUAUUCCCAGCCACAGUAUCUAAGCUUGUUUUUUCAACAAUCUCACUGGCAGCAAAAACUUCUGGUUCUAUAUUUAAUGACAAUCCUGUAUUUGCUAACAGAGUAGUUCAAUGGGCAGAGUGGAAGAUUGAAUUUUUUGUACGACUGGUGAAGGAAAAUGCACCACCUGCAGAAACAAUUUCUGCUUUACGUGCAGCCUGUGUUUGUGCUCAGGCAAGUCUUAACUAUUCCUCCAUGUUGGAAUCAGAAGGCCUGAAAUUGUCAAAGUUGCUUUUGGUACUCAUGCGACCAUACAUUGAGGAAGUCUUAGAGUUAAAUUUUAGACGGGCUAGAAAAAUGAUAUUCUACUUAGAAGAAAUUGAUGAAGGCUUGCCAUUUGCCCCUCAUUUUAUAUCUCCAUUAUCUGAAAUUGCAGCAGCAUCAGAUAGUGCGCUUGCCGAUAGUGGAAUGCGAUUCAUGCAAAUUGUCGAAGAUAUUUUGGAUCAGAUAACCCCCCUUGUUGUUUUGCAUUACGGAGGAAAUGUUUUAAGUAGAAUUUCACAGUUGUUUGAUAUAUACAUGGAUGCAUUAAAUAGAGCUCUACCAGGUCCCUCAGAUGACGACAAUCUUACAGAGUUGAAGGAGGUCAUACCCUUUCGAGCUGAGACAGAUUCAGAACAACUUGCGCUUCUAGGAAUAGCAUUUACAAUCAUGGACGAACUUUUACCUAAUGUUGUGUUGAAAGUUUGGAAUCCCAAGAAUGAGAUCAAAGAAGCUGGAGAUGGGAACGUUGUGCCUAAUGCAAGUACUAGCCCUGAACUAAAAGAUUGGAGGCGCCAUCUUCAGCAUUCAUUUGACAAACUCAAAGAUCAUUUUUGUCGGCAAUACGUUCUCACUUUCAUUUAUUCAAGAGAAGGCAGAACACGAUUAGAUGGACAAAUUUAUAUAAGUGGAAAUGAAGAAUAUUUACAAUGGGAACAAGAGCCUCUGCCUUCACUUCCAUUUCAGGCAUUGUUUGCAAAGCUUCAGCAGUUGGCUAUUGUGGCUGGAGAUGUGCUCCUCGGAAAAGAGAAGCUGCAGAAAAUUUUGCUUGCUAGAUUGACAGAAACAUUUGUCAUGUGGUUGUCUGAUGAACAGGAAUUCUGGGGCGUUUUUGAGAAUGAAUCAUCUCCUGUUCAGCCACUUGGGCUGCAACAGCUCAUUCUUGAUAUGCACUUCACUGUUGAAAUUGCACGUUAUGCGGGUUAUCCAUCACGCCAUGUACACCAAAUUGCAUCUUCCAUAAUCGCCCGAGCAAUCAGGUCCUUCUCUGCCAGAGGCAUAAACCCACAAAGUGUACUUCCUGAGGAUGAAUGGUUUGUCGAUACUGCAAAGUCAGCCAUACAUAAACUUCUGUCAGGAGGUUCUGGGUCAGAAGUAUCUGAUAUCGAUGAUGAGGAACAUAUCAUUUUAAAUGAAGACGAUGUCUCAAAUUCAGGUGACACAGUUUCAUCACUCUCAACUGUAGAAUCGUAUGAAUCUUUCGCUUCUGCAAGUAUGGGCGAACUUGAAAAUCCACACUUCACUGACCCCGAGACAUAAGUGUUUUAAGUUUUGCGUUCCUGUGAACUAUUAAAUGGAUCAUUUCUGGGAAAGAUUCUGCAUCUGGUGACAUGGGUUAGAUGUUGCCAAAAGCUACACAAAUCAAGAGGGGAAAUGUUGUAGUUGUAGAUGAUGAAGAUGAGUAGUUUGUAUGUUAUAUUAUUUGUGCAUGAAUAUAAUUUGUAACUGUUGUAUAAAAGGAGAUUAAAUUUUUUAUGAAAGUUCUUGCUCCUC